CAACUUUGGCUUUCUUCUUCUUCUUUCUUCUUUGAAAAUUGGACAGACCAAAACCACACAAACGCCAGACAGAGAGAAAAACAGAGAGAGACAUUCAAAAAGUGAAGAGAAGAGAAAGAGAAGAAAUAUUAUAAACUACUAGUAGUUAUUCUUAUUUAAAAAUCUCAUUAAAUAACAGAAGAAGAGGAUCAGGAAACAACAAAAGACUGGAGAGAAAAACAGGUUCAGAAUAUAUAGCUCUCUAGAUUUUGUGUGUGUGAGAGAGAGAGUGAGUAGUAGUAGUACUCUUUCACUUCUUCACUCAUCAGACGAACAGUAAGAGGGAGGGGGGGAGAGAGAGUCGGUCAUUUUUAUUUGCAGCUAAAUUAAAUUUUCUCUCUUUUACGACUUAAAUUGAUGAUUUCAAAGCACCGUUGUUGUUUCUUUCUUCUUGUGCUGCUGCUGCUCAUUGUAAGGACGAAAGAGGAUUGAUUCAUUGAUCAGUCUCAUUCAAUUUCGUUUUUUCUUUCUCUUAUCUGUGAUUUCUCAAAAACAAACAAAAAUUACAUACUUUUUUUUUCUCUCUUUCUCAUCAGAGAACACAGACAGAAAGGGCCGUAACAGUAUCCAGAGAGUCAAGUAUAAGUAGAAGUUGCAGUACCAGUAGUAGCAGUGUUUUAUUUAGAGACAUUUAAAGCUUUUAACACCAAAAGUUCCGUUUCUUUUUUCUUUUCUUUUCUUUUCUUUUCUCUCAUCAAUCUGUGUCUGAAAGAAAGAAUUUUUAGAUUAGUCCCCACCCAACCCAACCAUACAUACCCACACAUAACAAACUUCAUACUGAAAACACCGACAGAAAGAAAGAUAGGUUUUGUAAUUUCUCUGUUUCUAUUUAAUUUCUUCUUCUGUCUAACAAGUAGUUGUGGCUACUACAAGGUGGUUAGCGUCAGAUUCAGGAGCUUUUGCAGGUUGGGCAAAUUCUUCUUCUUCAAUUGCUCUUGCUGCUGAUGAUCUUUCCCUUGGUUUCAAUGCCGGUCCUUCUGGAGGAGCUGGUGGAAAUCACCAAUCCACACCAUCAGCAGCUGUGACAGGAGGAGGAGUACACAACAAUGGUGGUGGCGGUGGUGGUGGUAAUAGUGGAAGUGGUUGGAGACCUAUUAAUUAUACUCUACCAGGAGCAGUUCAAAAUGAUAUGGGUAUGGUGGGUUUAAGAAGUAGUGAUGUUCUUUUUGUUGCUCCUGCAUCAUCAUUUCAGCAACAUCAACAAAAUCAUCAUCAUCAAGAUCCAUUCUAUGCUCAUGAUCAUCAUCAUCAUCAACAGCAAAACCCCAUGAACAAUUCAGGAAACAACAACAAUUCUCCAACAGCUCUAGGAAUAGGUGUUAUACCCCUUCUUACUACGUCUGUGUCUACACAAUUAUGGCAAAAUCAACAAACCCAUCAUAAUGUGAAUUACCCUGUUGUUAAAAAACCCGUCUUGAUCAAUUAUGAAAACUCUCUAGAUCAAUCCAAUAUUAGUAUAUUUAACAAUAAUAAUCAUAAUAGUAAUAAUAAUAACAACCAUGGAGCUGGUAAUGUUACUAUUGCUGGUUUUGCUGGUGGUGCUGAUGCUGGAAACAAUGCUAAUUUAUCAAUGAUAUCAUCAUCAUCAACAAAAACCUGUCAUGAUUGUGGAAAUCAAGCUAAGAAAGAUUGUAGUCAUAACCGUUGUAGAACAUGUUGCAAGAGCCGUGGGUAUGAUUGUUCUACUCAUAUCAAGAGCACUUGGGUCUCAGCAUCUCGGCGUCGGGAUCGUCAGUUGAUUUCUCCUUUAGGAAAUAAUGAUGAUCAACAGCAAGGUGAUGUUGGCGGUGGUACUUCUUCUGGGUCUACUUCUGGUGUUAAGAAACCGAGACUAGUUCCAUCUCAGAAUCAAACUGCAUCUCAUACUUCUACUUCUAAUAAUAAUACUCCACCUAGAAGCUUUGAUACCAGCUCUAGUCACCAUCACCAAGAUGCAAGCUUUCGAGAAGCAUUGCCAAAGCAAGUCCAUGCACCGGCAGCGUUUAAGUGUGUACGUGUGUCACCAAUUGGGGAUGGGGAAGAAGAGAUAGCGUACCAAGCUAUUGUAAAGAUUGGUGGGCAUGUGUUCAAAGGAUUUCUGUAUAAUAAAGGAAUAGUGAGUGGUAAUGAAGGUCUUCCAAACAUAUCCGAGUUGCAUUUGGGGGGUAGUGGGAAAAAUUGGCCUUCUUCGUCACAAAUUAUAGAUCAUUCUGAUGUAUAUGGUGGAGCUGCGACUGGAUUGCUUGGAUCUGGAGUUAGAGUAUGGGAGAGAGUUUAGGAAAAGGGAGAAUAAAGUGUUAGAUCGCAAGAUGGCAACCGCUCACUGUUACUUUUAUCUCCACUUUUGAGGAAGAAUCAUCCGAUGCAUGAGCAAUGGAUUUCAAGGUCUGCAAGCAAGCUUAUGGUUGAUCCUAGUUCCGAUUGGUGGCGGUUAUGGAUGAUGAUGUGCAAGAAAUGUAUCUACUUUGUUCAAAUUCAGAAGUAUGGUACAGCUUACAGGAAAUGUAAAAUGUUAUUAAUCUGUAUGAUUCAAUAUCUCUGUAAACCAGGUUGGUGAUGAGGUGUAUAUUUAGUGAGCAAUGCUGGAUCAACUGCAAAUUUGUUGGUUUAGAUAAAUUUGACCUGGUCUCAGUUGGCAAUA
This is a messenger RNA of Papaver somniferum (opium poppy), 2659 nucleotides long. RefSeq names its product protein LATERAL ROOT PRIMORDIUM 1-like. The coding region runs from base 1169 to 2296 and encodes 375 amino acids. Gene Ontology annotation, biological process: positive regulation of DNA-templated transcription. Gene Ontology annotation, cellular component: nucleus. Gene Ontology annotation, molecular function: DNA binding; DNA-binding transcription factor activity. The transcript is spliced from 3 exons. The record is from RefSeq and is a predicted model, not a curated record. Lineage: Eukaryota; Viridiplantae; Streptophyta; Magnoliopsida; Ranunculales; Papaveraceae.